AGGAGUAAUAAUUCGAGCACCUCAGAUAUUUCCAAGUAAUUACAUGGGAAAAGUAGUUCAAGAUGGCGGAACACUUGGCUAGAAUUAUAGGUACAGAGGAAGAUCGCGUAAACUGCCCAUUCUACUGGAAGAUCGGUGCUUGUCGCCACGGCGAUCAGUGUAGCAGAGCCCAUUACAAACCUUCAGCUUCGCAAACACUUGUGAUUCGUCACAUGUACCAGAAUCCACCAGUAGCUAUCGCGAUAGCUGAAGGACAAAUGAUAUCUGAUGAGUUGCUGGAUAAAGCGGCUGACCAUUUUGAGGAGUUCUUCGAGGAAGUCUUCUUGGAGCUGAUGAAAUAUGGAGAAAUCGAAGACAUGGUCGUUUGCGAUAAUAUCGGAGAUCACAUUAUUGGAAACGUUUAUGUUAAAUAUAGCGAUGAAAGCGCAGCAUCUAGAGCGGUGACGUCGCUUUCUGGCAGAUAUUAUGGAGGGAGACCUAUACAAGCCGAGUAUACACCAGUAACUGAUUUUAGAGAGGCCAGAUGUCGACAGUUUGUAGAUGGUCAAUGCAGAAGGGGUGGAUAUUGCAAUUUCAUGCAUAUAAAGCACAUACCCCGUUCCUUACGCCGAAAGCUCAUGAAAAGGAUGUAUGAAGAAUAUCCAGAAUAUAAAAAGAGAUCCCCUAGGAGCUCCUAUCGCAAUAGGUCUGGAAGCCCACAUAGACCAAAGAGACAAACUAGUGAAGAGCGUCGUGAUAUGAUUGCUCAAUGGAAUCGUGAACGCGAGGAUAAAGCUCCUGGUCCCGAACAGUAAUGUUGAAUAGCGAUAAUUACCACCUAUUUCGCCAAGUGGUGAACCAUUUUCCAUAUGAAACAUUUAAAUAAUGUUAUAUAGU
Theileria equi strain WA is the source of this 876-nucleotide messenger RNA. RefSeq names its product U2 snrnp auxiliary factor, small subunit, putative. Lineage: Eukaryota; Apicomplexa; Aconoidasida; Piroplasmida; Theileriidae. Gene Ontology annotation, cellular component: spliceosomal complex; U2AF complex. The record is from RefSeq and is a predicted model, not a curated record. The transcript has 4 exons. Bases 63 to 794 code for a protein of 243 amino acids. Gene Ontology annotation, biological process: mRNA splicing, via spliceosome. Gene Ontology annotation, molecular function: metal ion binding; pre-mRNA 3'-splice site binding.